Messenger RNA from Dovyalis caffra, 294 nucleotides. The record is from the annotation of a GenBank genome assembly. NCBI's taxonomy places the organism in Eukaryota, Viridiplantae, Streptophyta, Magnoliopsida, Malpighiales, Salicaceae.
AUGUCUUCAGCUACAAAUUGUUUUGGUGAUGGGCCAGGAGCCCAAGAAAUAAUGGGCCGAAACUUUGGGAAUCGGAAACAAGCCAUAGAAGUAUGUUCCUCUAUUCCCCUUCUGGGGUGUUUAGUAGGAACUCUUUUUCACCUUUUCACAGCUUAUGACUCAACUUCAGCAACUGCAACAGUCACUAGUGAUACUUCUUUGUUGACCGAUGAGGUAAAUGAUCAUCAAGCAGCUGCUUGUAACAGAGCAGCCCAGAAGCAUUUCCGGCAAGUUCAACACAUCCCCGGAGCUUAA